GGCAACACUACACGGUGGCUGCAACUUUUGUUGUUUAAGUGGAGUGAAUAAAUCAAGUGUCAAACAGCUUAGAACUUAGGAUUAUUCAGUCAAAUAUGCCUACACGAAUUCAGGUCAAGGUUGUUACAGAACAGAUAAAAUAUUUGGAAGAAAAGAUACAAGUUCUGGGACCUGUGAUUGAACGUAUGAAAAAUGUUGUUACAAAAAGUAAGGCGUGGCUAGAAGAAAAAACUGACCAAUCAUCUGUCAGCUACAUCGAGCUAUCACAAGAACUGGACACAGCAGCCACGGCAUUGUUGGAUGUGACGUCACAUAUUUUAGACGAGGACAACGUGGAUGUCAACAAACCAACGCCAUCUUUACCACAGUCUGACACACAGACAACAGCAACAAUAGAAUCAACAAGACAGCUCAUCACACAAGUCCAACACACAGCGGUUGAAGAACAUCCUGACCUAGAGCGUAGACUCGCCUAUAUUGAAGCAGCACUAUCUUCCCUACAGGACACACAACACAAGUCUACAGAUGACAUAUCAGAAAUAAAACAAUGGAGAGACAAAUUUGUAACAGAACAGAGUGACAUGGGGGCAAACAUUGAACAACUGACUAAAAAACAAAAGCAGAGUUUUAAAAACAUCAGAAAACAAAUGAGUGAACAAGAUAACAAAGUAAAGGAGCUGAACAAAGAAAUUGAAAGAUUAAAAGAAAAAGAAUCCAAGUCAAACAAAACACUAGAGAAACCGUCUCUAGAUAUAAAAGAAUAUGAAAACAAAUUACACAAAAUAAAUAAAGAGAUGCAAGAUCACAGAGAUAAAACAGACAGUAUAACUCCAGAAAUUAAAAGUCUUUCUGAUUUGAUUGUUUCUUUACAAGAAAAUCAUAAUAAAAUCGUGGUCAAUACAUCAACCGGAUUUGAAAAGUUGCAAUCAAAGCAGUGUGUGUUGUACAAGCUCCUACAACAAAGGUUGAUGCCCAUUGACAAACUGAUUCAAAUAUUUAACCAGAACUUGGAAACUAGGGAAAAAAGAAUUACGAAGACGAGGCUAACGUGGAUGUCAACAAACCAACGCCAUCUUUACCACAGUCUGACACACAGACAACAGCAACAAUAGAAUCAACAAGACAGCUCAUCACACAAGUCCAACACACAGCGGUUGAAGAACAUCCUGACCUAGAGCGUAGACUCGCCUAUAUUGAAGCAGCACUAUCUUCCCUACAGGACACACAACACAAGUCUACAGAUGACAUAUCAGAAAUAAAACAAUCGAGAGACAACUUUGUAACAGAACAGAGUGACAUGGGGGCAAACAUUGAACAACUGACUAAAAAACAAAAGCAGAGUUUUAAAAACAUCAGAAAACAAAUGAGUGAACAAGAUAACAAAGUAAAGGAGCUGAACAAAGAAAUUGAAAGAUUAAAAGAAAAAGAAUCCAAGUCAAACAAAACACUAGAGAAACUGUCUCUAGAUAUAAAAGAAUAUAAAAACAAAUUACACAAAAUAAAUAAAGAGAUGCAAGAUCACUAUUUUUAUAUGCCACUUGUAGAGAUAAAUCGCACCCUCCCGAGGCGCCGCCCUUGCGAAAUUAAUAAAGAAUUUUUGC
Molecule: messenger RNA, 1601 nt
Organism: Physella acuta
Lineage: Eukaryota; Metazoa; Mollusca; Gastropoda; Physidae
Source: RefSeq, a predicted model, not a curated record